Molecule: messenger RNA, 5087 nt
Organism: Ictidomys tridecemlineatus (thirteen-lined ground squirrel)
Lineage: Eukaryota; Metazoa; Chordata; Mammalia; Rodentia; Sciuridae
Gene: Amer3
Product: APC membrane recruitment protein 3
Biological process (GO): regulation of canonical Wnt signaling pathway
Cellular component (GO): plasma membrane
Molecular function (GO): phosphatidylinositol-4,5-bisphosphate binding; beta-catenin binding
Source: RefSeq, a predicted model, not a curated record
UUGGGGAGUAGGCGGGGCGCCGUGCGGAGGACAGAGGGAAGACGAAUAGGCCAGAGGGAUGCAAAGCCACAACCCAGAGGCAGAGACACAGAGACUGAGACACCUUCAGAGACAGGGGAAGAAACACAAAGCGAGACAGGGCGAGGUCGGUGUAGCGGCGGCGCACUGAGGCGGCGGCCCUCCGGGACCAGCCCCCACCCGGCCCUACUAGCGUCACCUCGCCCACCACUGAGCGGGUCUUCUGCGUGCAACGGGCUCCCAGUCCGGCCCCGCCCCCUCCUGUCGCCCUGGGGCUGUUUAACCCUUGAGUGCCAGUCCCCAGCGCCGCGGCAGAGCCCCUCCAGCAGCGGCUGGUGGGCGCUGGUGCUCGGCUUCCUGCCGCCCCGCGGCUGCGCGCUGCGCCGGGAGCUGACCGUGGUACUGAGCGCGCGACUCGGCUAGCACACCGCGCGGGUGCUGGGACCGCCGCGCCCUGCGACACUCCGGGGCCCCAGCGAUCCACCCACUCAUUAGAAGAUCAUUGUGGCACUUCAUUGACCUCAGGAUAAGGCCAGAUACCCCAGCUGUGCCAGGACAAGCAAGUCUUGAGCACUCUUGCUACCUUACCCCACUUCCACCCCCAGGGCAGACCCCAGUGCCUUUCCCAUGGAACUCAGCCUGGACAUGAGAAACCUUCUCUGGAUGACACUACAGACACCAAUAUCUGUCAUCGCCGGGGUCACUGGAAGCAUGGAGCUGAAGAGGGGAAAGACCUUCAUCAAAUCCAGCUUGCAGAUUUCCCAUGAGAAACCCCCAGACCCUGCAGCCACUGCUGUAACCAGGGAGGAUGCAGGUCCCUGGUCAGUCUCGUUGGGAGGGCAGCAGAGACCGCAUUGUGAGAAGGGUUCUGAAGCCAGCUCCAGCAUCCAAGGGUAUGAUCGGUGCCUCAACAAAGGGGCACAGACUGACCCUGAAGGAGGUCAAGCCACCUUCAAAUUGGUACGGAAGAGCAAGACUCAUGAGAGUGUUCCAGGGGCCAGCAAGGCAGCAACCACCCCAGGACAGCUGGUGGGUAGCGCAAGCUUCCCAGGGCCCUCUGGCAGCCAGCGCAUGAUUGACUACCGCCACUUUGUGCCCCAGAUGCCCUUUGUGCCAGCUGUGGCCAAGAGCAUCCCAAGGAAGAGGAUUUCCCUGAAACGGCCCAAGAAGUGCUUCCGGAACCUAUUCCACAUCCGCAGAAACAAGACAGAGAACUUGGCCUCACUGGCAGCCAAAGGGAAGAGCCUGUCCUCCCCGGGGGACCCAUCGGAUGCUGCAAGGCAGAGAGGCAAAACCUUCUUUUCCCAGGGCGAGGGGCUGGGGCUGGACGACGUGUGCCAGGACCUGUCUGACAGUGAGUUCCUGCCUGACUCACCCUUCGACCUCUGCAGUGCCCUGUGCGAGGAUGUAGCCUCCCUGAAGAGCUUUGACUCACUCACAGGCUGCGGGGAGAUCUUUGCAGAUGAGAGCUCGUUGCCACCCCUGGAGCUGAGUGAAGGCCCCGAGAGCCCAGGUCGGGUGUCCCAAGCCUUGGAAAGCAAGGAUCCCAGGGGCCCUUCCCAAGACAGUGUGGAACAGCUGGCAUCACCUGCCCAGAAUGAGGUGUUGGAUUUCACCAAGUUCUGGGACAGUGUGAAUCGCUCUGUGAGGCAGCAGCAGCGUGCCCUGCUAGGCCCGUGGCUGGUGGGUCCUCAGGGAACAAACACAGACCAACCCAGGCUGGAUGUAACUGGGUUGGCAGAGUUGCCCCUGUUUCCCUGCAGGGGCCCCCCAAGUGGCUCCAAAGCCAGCUCUGUAGACACAGGCACCCCCAAAAGUGAGCAGCCAGAAUCUGUGUCUACGAGUGAUGAGGGUUAUUAUGACUCCUUCUCCCCCGGCCUUGAGGAGGAUAAGAAAGAGGCCCCAAGCCCAGGAACACCUGCAGCUGCCUUCCCUAGGGACAGUUACAGUGGGGAUGCCCUUUAUGAGCUCUUCUAUGACCCCAGUGAGGCUCCUGUCGGCCCAAGCCUGGACGAUGACUUGUGUGUGUCUGAGAGUCUGUCGGGACCAGCCUUGGGGACACCACUGUCCAUGUGUAGCUUCCAUGUGGGGGCUGAGGAGAACCUGGCCCCAGCACCAGGCCCUGACUUGCUUAGCCAAGGCUUCCUGCAAAGCUCUUGGAAGGGCAAGGAGUGCCUGCUAAAGCUCUGUGACACAGAGCUCGCUAUCACCAUGGGCAUUGUCAACUGGCUUCGCCGAGCUCCACCUGCCCCAGCCCCUGCCCCUGGGGAGCCUGCAACCUCAUCUGGCCCACAGAGGGCCCCUAGAGGACCGGCAGAGAAGCUAGAGGGCAGCGGGGAACAGGCCUCCGAUGCAGGCAGGGCCACAGUGUGCUCAGCACCUAGCAGACAGCAGCUGUGGGCUCACCCAGGCACUAAAGGCCUGCGUGUCAAAGAGAGUAGUGUCCCAGAGGAGACUGUAAGGGGGACUGGCACCCCCUCCAAGAACUCCUCUCUAGAAGAAGAGACACAAGGCUACCCUAAUGGCUUGAUCUCCUCUGUGGGGUCUUCAGCCUCUACAAGAGACAUUUCCAGUAAAGGCAAGGCUCCCAGCUCCACGGCCUGGCCUGGCUCACAGAAGGAACCCAGGCCACCUGAGAACCUGAGGAAUUCUCAAGGGCCAUGGAGGCCAGGUCCUGGGGGAAGUGCUCUGGAUGCAGGGCCCACCUUGGCUGGCUAUGUGGCCCGCAUGGCAGCCUUGCAGAUCCACCCAGACAGCCAGCCUCCAAGGCAGGACAUAGGCAGUGGACCCUUCAGGCCGUCUCCAGCCUGGGGCCCUGACCUUCUGCAGCAGAAACAGACCAGCAGUUCUCCCAAUGGGGUAGCUGUCUGUGGCCUUCCCAUCCAGAACAGCCCACAGGACCAGAGAUGUCCAGGCCUCAUCCUGAACCUGAGCCAGCUCAAAUUGGAACCCACCAGACUGGGUGCCCAGACCUGUGCCUCCGUGGAGGGCCAGUCACUACAGCUCAGUCCCAGGGCUGUGGCACAGGCAGGAGGACACAGGGGUCAGCUGGACUCUGAAUCUCCCUCAGGCCCUACUGCUGGGCGGAACCCCCGGGGAUAUCCCCCAGAAAUCCUGGGCCUCACUUUGAACAGUCAGCGGUAGGUGGGCUCCUCUGCAAGUGUCCUCACAUGCCGCUACGGUCUCCUGACCCAAGAAGGCCUCCCUUGAGGCUGGUUGGAAGUUGGGGCUUCCAGGCAAACCAUGACGGAGCCCCAUCUGUAAAACAAGCUCACCCUCCUCAGGAGCUGCAUCUUCACAGUCAUAUUCAGGAGAACCAAGGAAACCAAAUUUCCACCUUUUGUCUGAAAUUGGAGGACUGUGUUGGGGGGAGGGGGCAGGACUCAAUCAAAUGGGGGGAGGGGUGGAUUUUCAUGCGGAGGCAUUCGUGCCUGAAUCCAAAGUCAAGGACAAUUCAAAACUGUGAACACCUAGCUGCUCCUCAUGCAGUAUGUCAGAGAGGAGUUCAGACUUGGGACCAAUGGGGGAAAAAAAAUGGUCCACACUGUAAAAUGAGAGGAGGCUAAGAGAGCCUAUGUUUCUGCAUGGGUAUGAGAGAAGGGUGAGGUUCAAGGCCUGGAGCAGGAAACAGAUGGGGGUGAGUGAGCAUCAAAAGGCUUGUGCUAGGGACUAUGAAGCCAAACCAGUCCCAUCCCAGCAAGAGCCCUGAAUCAGCCAAGGUCCUGCAUUAUUAUGCAACACUGCCAGGGCUAGCCAAAACUUGCCAACCCUUGCUGAUGGGUGUUACUGGAUUUUCUGUGACAAAUUAACCUGUGUGAGUAAUGAUUUCCUUCAACUUGCACUCUCCAAGCCACGGAGAGCCAAAUGCUCUUUGAGAAGAAGCCCAUUUUUUUUUCUUCCCAAAUCUGUAAUUCUACAUUUUAGUGGCAAAGGCCUUUCUCUCUGCCCCCUCCACACUCUCAGCACCCCCAUUCCCUCUUUCAGUGGGUUGUGCCCCCACUCCAAAGGCCACAGCACAAAAACAUUCAGAACCAUGAAGGGAGAAGACAGCUGGUGUCCCCAGGAAGGGCAGUUGUCCCUUCUGGCCCAGUGUCAGGGAAGCAGGUGCAAGGACAGACGACCCACUUGCUUUCUACAGGAUUAACUUCUAUCUCAGCCAAAACACUGCAGUCAGAGGCAAAGGAUGGGGCACCACAGGCAGCUGUGAAAUUUGUUUCCAGGGGAAAGUGGGUAGAUCAGAUUGUAGACAAACUGUAAGAGAAAUCACCUUUCAUGAAUAGCUUCCAUGGGUAGCGAAGAGAGAUGCACCAGUCCCAACUGUGGGAAGAAGACAGAGGAGGAAUUCCAUACAAAGACUGCAGUCCCAUAAGUUAGAACAGAGAUGGUGCCUCUCCUGAAUGCCUGACAUUUGAUUUCAGUCUAGAAUUUCUGUGGCCUUCAUUCAGCAGCUCACUGAGACAUGCUGUGUGCAGGAUGUAGGCUGGAUACUGCAGGUUUAAAAAGGUACAGAACUGCUCUUGAUUGGGCCCAUCCAGAUCUGGGACAAGGGGGAGGUUUAAGGCCACCUCUCCUGCACAGCCACAUCUGAAUCGUCCUUCCAGGCCCCACACACAUGAUCACAACGUUAAUGAGCCUGGCUGUGAGCAGGUUUAUGUGGGGAUCAGUCUGCCCGAACCCUGCAUCAUCCUAAAAAUGCAAUUCUUAUCCUUUUCAGAUCUCAACACAGAUGCAGAGUCCCGUGUGACUUGCCCAUGGACACAUAACAGAUAGCGUGUGGGGUUGGUCAGGUUACCAUGCCACUCCUGGUUCCAAAAGCCCUGCUCUUUGGCAGGCUCUGGAAUCUCUUGCUGAAUCCUUACAGCAAAAGCCCACCUCAGAGCCUUCCCCCAUCUUUCCUCCAGGCCGUUGAUGUCUGGGCACCCAAGGGUGCCAGCCACAUGUCUUUCUGGAAGCAGGCUGAGACCCCAGGGAGAGUCUACCCUCCCUCAAUCAUAGCCUUUGUAUUGUAUCUGGCUUUGUAUUGUAUCUGACAGAGUGAGUGCUCAGUAAAUAUGUGUUGAAAGAAUGAA